AUGACCCUAACCAGUAGAGAAAAACGCGCAAAGCGAAGGCAAGAAUGCAGAGAAGCUUUAGCCAUCCAUAUUCGUGAUUAUCACAGACAACAGUUAGGAAUUACGGUUGCUCCAGAUCGAGUGCGUUUGCAGCCAUGCGCUGAGGAUGGUUACGCUUGGGCCGUUGUCAAGAAUAAUGAGCACUUGUUGAAGACGAGUCUGAGCAAUGGGUCCAUUGGUGUUUAUGAUAGCAUUCUAAGAGGCUUAGGUCAUUUGAUCAAGGCUGUUAUCCCUGGGACUUUAGAGUACACCAGGAAAAUACCUAAUUCGCACGAAGAGAUCUCGAAUGUGGAGAAUAGUCCUUAUGCAGCAGCAAUCAACAAGUUAGAACGAGAGAACCAAACUUUGACGGAAGAACUAAAUCGGGUGCGCAGCUACUCCGGAGAGCUCUUGAGCAGAGAUUGUGAAUAG
Messenger RNA from Penicillium taxi, 450 nucleotides. RefSeq lists its product as uncharacterized. The transcript has 3 exons. The record is from RefSeq and is a predicted model, not a curated record. The coding region runs from base 1 to 450 and encodes 149 amino acids. Lineage: Eukaryota; Fungi; Ascomycota; Eurotiomycetes; Eurotiales; Aspergillaceae.